Molecule: messenger RNA, 1017 nt
Organism: Spodoptera littoralis (African cotton leafworm)
Lineage: Eukaryota; Metazoa; Arthropoda; Insecta; Lepidoptera; Noctuidae
Source: the annotation of a GenBank genome assembly
AUGACACUCAGGUGGGGUAUUGUGACAGCUGGAAGGAUCAGCCAUGAUUUUGUCAACGCCUUCAACUCGUAUCCUAACAAGGACAACCAGGAGAUAGUGGCAGUGGCUGCUAGGAAUAAGAACAGAGCCAGGGAAUUUUCGAAAACACACAAAAUUCCAAAAGUUUUCGAUUCUUACGAGGAUAUGGCUAAGAGCAAGGAUAUUGAUGUCGCCUACAUCGGUUCACUGAAUUCAGAACACUAUGAACUGUCAAUGCUGUUCCUCCAACAUGGCAAGCACGUGCUCUGUGAGAAACCAUUCUGUCUGAAUGCCAAACAAACGCGCAGUGUUAUCAACUUUGCGAGGAAAAACAACCUGUUUGUGAUGGAAGCUGUAUGGACCCGAUUCUCUCCAGCAUAUGCAGACUUAGAGAGGGACAUCCAGAAUGGAAAACUUGGCGAUGUCUUGUUCAUUGAAGCUGAUUUUGGAAUUGUCAGCCCAAACGAUAGGAGUACACAUAUAAAAGAAUUCGGAGGAGGCGCUAUGUUGGAUGUUGGCGUGUAUGUACUCCAACUGCCACAGUUUGUAUGGAAGGAAGAACCAAAGAAGGUGACAACAGUCGGUAGCCUCUACGACUCCGGAGUGGAUUUAACAGAGACUAUCAUCCUAGAAUAUGAAGGUGGCAGGCGAGCUGUGCUCAAUAUUCAUACUCAACUGGAGAUGUGGAAUAAAGCAACUAUUUACGGCACAAAGGGACAUGUUACGUUGGAGCAGCCCUUCCAUUUUCCUCACAAAGUGAUUGAUAAAGAUGGCAAAAUUAAGAAUUAUGAAUUACAUUCUUCGAACCUACCGUACAACUUCACAAAUAGUCCCGGAUUGGUCUACCAGGCUCUUGAAGUUGCGAGAUGCAUUAGAACAGGACUUAUCGAAUCUCCUCGUAUGACACAUCAGGAAAGCAUCAACUUAGCAGUCCUUGAAGACACUGUGCGAAAACAAUUGGGCGUCCACUUCGAGGCUGAUGACAAGGAUUACCCCUGA